GUAUGGUUUGUCGGAACCGGUCUGCUCCUCACUGUGACAUCGGAUAGACCGGGGUCUGCUACCGGACUGGGAGAUAAAAUGUUUCUUGUGAAGACAUGGACUGGGAUGAAGUGGAGCUGAAUCCUCGGAUCAUUUCCGCCCUUAAUCAAGCCAAUAUAAAAUCAGCCGAAACCGUAUUAACGCUUUCAGUGCCGGAGCUGCUGAAGCUGACCAGGCUUUCGGUCGACGAUGUCCGCUGUUUGCAGACGGCCGUGGCAGGCACCAUCAGGAAAAACGCCAUGGUUACGGCCCUGGAGUUGCGCGAUGAAAAGAGUCGGUUUCCUUCCCAGCAUCAAAAGCUUAGCUUCGGCUGCGGGGUCCUGGACAGGCUGACGAGAGGCGGGAUCCCUCUGGUUGGGAUCACGGAGCUUGCUGGGGAGAGCUCCGCCGGGAAAACCCAGAUCGCUCUGCAGCUGUGCCUGACUGCGCAAUACCCCGUGCAGUACGGCGGCCUAGGGGCAGGAGCCGUCUACAUCUGCACAGAAGACGCCUUUCCGAGCAAACGUUUGCAACAGCUGAUCACGUCCCAGCAGAAGCUGAGGUCACACGUCCCCUCUGAUGUCAUCAAGACCAUACGAUUCGGCGACGGUAUUUUUGUCGAGCACGCGGCCGACGUUGACAUGCUCACCGACUGUAUCACGAAGAAGGUCCCCAUCCUCCUCCUCCGGGGCGCCGUCCGCUUCAUUGUCAUAGACUCCAUCGCGGCUUUAUUCCGCUGCGAAUUCGGAGCCGGCGACGCCGUUCUGAAAGCAAAGCAUCUCCAGACCCUGGGGGCCAAACUUCACGCCCUGAGCAGCCGGUUUACGGCCCCCGUGCUCUGCAUUAAUCAGGUAACGGACACAAUGACGGACUCCGGUCACUUGGGAUUACGUGGUAAGAAAGCGGCUCCAGCGCUGGGCAUCUCCUGGGCGAACCAGCUUUUAAUGAGAGUUACGGUAACGCGGACCUCGCAGGAAGCCCCGCAGCCCCACACCGGCUGCGUCCUGAGGACCCUGGAAGUCACGUUUGCCCCUCACCUCCCUCGCUCGUCGUGUUACUACACCGUGGAUUCGGACGGCGUGAAAGGAAUCGACGGGCAGUGAGCGGAUCACGUAACGAGCAAAACGCGGACUAUUCGAACACCCCCCCCAACAAAAAAAUACAGAACUCGACCCAUUCCGAACUGCCUGACUGUACUCUUCUACAACUCCCAUCACUCCCAGUCUCAACAAUGGUCUACAGAUCAGAUAACAAAAUGCAGCCACGUAUCUUCAGCUGUCGUAAAAGGAAGCUAUAAUAAAGACGUGUAUGUACGUCGCGUGUCCUUAAAGGGGCGCCGUCCAGAUUAUACUCUUUUAAUCAUGUUUUUUCCCCACUUAUGUAUAAUAUUAAACUCUACCUCCUAUGUUAUUGCGGUUUGUAAACCAUCUCUAGCACUUGGCGCUCAUUCGCAACGCAGGUAGCGCCUGGGAAGCGUUACUAUGAUGGAGCCACAGUUAAUUUCUCUUAUUUCCUAUUAAAAAAAACAAUUAUGGGUCUUUCUCUAAAACAGCAGAAUUACAAGUCAAUCUCUAAAUAUAUAACCAUAUAUAAAGUAUAAAAAAAACAAUUUACGUGAAAUUCCACUGCUACCCGAGACUCGCAUGAAAAAGGCGCUAUAGGAGAUCGACUGUACGUGCUGCGAAUGCCGCUCUGUAAAAAUAACAAGACAAAUAAAGUUUGUGGAUUCAAGACACAAGAA
Messenger RNA from Spea bombifrons (plains spadefoot toad), 1759 nucleotides. RefSeq names its product X-ray repair cross complementing 3 (gene XRCC3). Gene Ontology annotation, biological process: telomere maintenance via recombination; t-circle formation; double-strand break repair via synthesis-dependent strand annealing. The record is from RefSeq and is a predicted model, not a curated record. Gene Ontology annotation, molecular function: four-way junction DNA binding; ATP-dependent DNA damage sensor activity; ATP binding. The coding region runs from base 96 to 1121 and encodes 341 amino acids. NCBI's taxonomy places the organism in Eukaryota, Metazoa, Chordata, Amphibia, Anura, Pelobatidae. Gene Ontology annotation, cellular component: Rad51C-XRCC3 complex; replication fork. The transcript is spliced from 8 exons.